This is a messenger RNA of Hyaloscypha bicolor E, 777 nucleotides long. RefSeq lists its product as uncharacterized. NCBI's taxonomy places the organism in Eukaryota, Fungi, Ascomycota, Leotiomycetes, Helotiales, Hyaloscyphaceae. The record is from RefSeq and is a predicted model, not a curated record. The transcript is spliced from 3 exons. The coding region runs from base 1 to 777 and encodes 258 amino acids. Gene Ontology annotation, cellular component: cytoplasm. Gene Ontology annotation, molecular function: 5'-deoxynucleotidase activity.
AUGACUACAGAUAGGGAGAGCGGCAACAGUGGUAACCUCACGUCCUCCAGCGUAAAAGCACCGUGGACCGUUGAAGGAGCUGUAGCAAAGCUCCCAGGAGGUACCCCAGUCGCAGAUUCUUCCUCGCCCGUCCCCUUCUUCCACAUGCUUGAGCGCCUCAAGACAACCAAACGCGAAGGCUGGCGGCGAUCUGGCAUUCCUCACUGCGAGUCGAUCUCCGACCAUAUGCAUCGCAUGGCGCUCAUUACUAUGUUUGCACCCUCCUCUCUAUCCUCGAAGAUCAAUGUCCCACGCUGCGUAAAGAUGGCACUGAUACACGACUUGGCUGAGGCACUUGUUGGAGAUAUUACGCCCAUGGACGAAGUCCCAAAGACUGAAAAGAAGCGACGGGAAGAAAUAACUAUGGAUUACUUUACGAGCAGCUUGCUCGGAAACGUUAACGGCGGGAUCACGGGCAAGGAAAUCAAUGAUAUUUGGCACGAAUUCGAGGACGGCGAAACUCUGGAGAGCAAGUUCGUGAAUGAUGUUGAUAAGAUUGAGUUAGUUCUACAGAUGGUGGAGUACGAGCGUGUUCACAAGCACCAGUUGGAUCUGGGGGGAUUCAGCUGGGUUGCGAGCAGAAUUGUACUGCCCGAAGUGAAGGAGUGGGCAAAUGAAGUGCUGAGGGAACGCGAGAAGUUUUGGAGCGACAGACCACAUGCAACAUACUCGGCUGAGGCACUCCCGGAGGAGAAGCCUUUGGCGCAGCUGUUGGAGUAUUAUGGCGACGCGAGUUAA